AACCACUAUUUUCAUAAAAUGUGGCAACGGUGUCCCCUUCUCUCUAUCUUAGGUUGUCUGCAAUGUGCUGUAAAUAUUUAUUAAUUUUAUAAUUUAUACGCUGUCGAUGCAGUGUGCCCAACUGAUUACUGCAUCAGUCUUUCUGCGAGGCGGUUGUGUGGUUUGUUUGAUUCCUGUGAGAAGUGGCUCUGUUGAAUUUGCUUGUAGCAUUUUUUUUCCAUUCUACGUGCCACUCAGCCUUCACUGUUUAGGUUUCAAACAUUUAUCCUCAGUGAAAUGGAUGCGAAUAAAUUGUUGGCAAUUGUUUGUGUGUCAGAAAUGUUGAUGGAAAGCAGUUCAUCAUCAGAAGAUUCUGAAGAAGACGACAAUAAAAAAAUAUUUGCUUUAGCAAGUGUUAUUCGAGAAACCCACCCUAGACAAACUGGAUACCUCAGUGUCAUUAUGGAAUAUUCUAAUAGCGAUUUUUGGAGACAUUUUAGGGUAAGCCAGGCAACCUUUAAUUACCUGUUAAGAUUUAUGGAGAAAAACAAAUUUCGAUCUGAAAUAACCUAUUAUGGAGGUUAUGAACCGUUGUCAAAUUCCGAAGUUUUGUUAAUAACACUUCAGUAUCUCGGUAAUCAAGGCGCAAUUCGCUUGCUUGCUGACAAAUUUGACAGGACCGAAUCAUCCAUAUGGAACGCAAUAGAAUGGGUGUGUAAUUUCCUAUUCAAACAUCAAUCAUGUUUCAUUAAGUGGCCUGUUGAAACUGAAAUGCCAUACAUUGCUUCGAAGUUUAAGGAUAAAUGUGGUUUCCCAGGAGUUGUAGGUGCAAUUGACGGUUGCCAUAUUCCUUUUCAUCCUCUUUUUGCAGACCAGAAGUCAUAUAGAAACUACAAAAAAUUUCAUAGUUUUGUAAUCAUGGCCAUUGUCUUGUAUGACGGAACUUUUUCCUAUGUUUUCAGUGAAUUUCCUGGCAGCUCCCACGAUAGUUAUAUAUUUCAUCGCAGUUCUCUUUAUAAUAAGUUAAAUAACCGCUGUUCAUCCAUGUUUAACCCACGGCGAUAUCAUAUCAUUGGGGACUCGGCUUUUCCAAUUCAACAGUGGUGCUUAACUCCGUAUAAGAAAGGUACUAAUGGAAUUACUCGUUCUCAAAGAACUUUCAAUUUUAAAUUGUCAGCAACCAGAAUGGUCGUCGAACAUUCAUUUGGCGAAUUAAAAAACAGAUUCAGAAGGUGUCAAAAUGUAUAUGCUAAAAUAGACAAAGCUGUAAAUGUUGUCGUAUCAUCAUGUGUGUUGCAUAACAUUUGCAUUCAAAAAGGGGAUAUCAAUCGCGAAAGUUAUUGCCACAUUCCCCUCCAUUGCAAUGUAAUCCCAAACCACUGUGACCAACGAUAAAACCAAGAUUCAUGCACAUUAUUGGGCCAAACCAAGCGAGAAAGAAUAAGGAAUUCUUUUACUACCAGAAAUGUCAUCGCUUUCACUCGUCGCUAAGAUUGAAUUGUCUUGCAUUGCCUUGAACUGAUUUCUUUAUCCUUCAUUCUUUGAAUGUCUUCUUGUCUGCUAAUAAAAAAGUUAAAAACAAA
This is a messenger RNA of Daphnia magna, 1562 nucleotides long. RefSeq names its product putative nuclease HARBI1. The transcript is spliced from 4 exons. Lineage: Eukaryota; Metazoa; Arthropoda; Branchiopoda; Diplostraca; Daphniidae. Bases 277 to 1374 code for a protein of 365 amino acids. The record is from RefSeq and is a predicted model, not a curated record.